This is a messenger RNA of Phytophthora sojae, 2063 nucleotides long. RefSeq names its product phosphatidylinositol 3 and 4-kinase-like protein. The coding region runs from base 171 to 2063 and encodes 630 amino acids. The transcript has a single exon. The record is from RefSeq and is a predicted model, not a curated record. Lineage: Eukaryota; Oomycota; Peronosporomycetes; Peronosporales; Peronosporaceae.
GAGGCGCGCAGACCCUAAGCGAGCGAGCGAGCGAUCUUGAGCUGCCUGCUAGCAGGAGCUACCUUCAAGGCUUUGCGUCGUUUUUAGCCGUUUCGGAGUCGCUCCCAGUGUGAACGCUCUGGCUGCCGGGCGAGCAGGCGCCUAGGCCUACUGGGGGACAGGGCCCGCCCAUGGUGGGGAUCUCAGCGCGUCGCAGCGAAGACUCGAGCCCGACGCCCAAGAAGCUGUCGCGGCACCUGCUGCACCUCGUCAGCCGCGCGCAGAUGAGUCCGAGGGAGGCCGGUCGCGAGCCCUCGCGCUCGCUGUGGCGCCAGGCGCUGCUCUGGCCCUCCAGUCCCGCGAUCCUCAAGAAGAACGCUCGCGUGGCGGCGCUAGAGCGAAGUCGUAGGGCCAACAGGGCCAGUAGCAACCAGCACGAGACGCAGGCGUGCGCUGGUAGUGUCAGCUGCAGUGAGAUUCUAGUGACCGACAACAGCUCAGGCGCAGAACAACAGCAGCAGCAGCAGCAGCAGAACGACCAACCCCAGGGUGAGACGCUGCCGAAAGAAGGCAGUCCACGCAAAGUGGUCACGGAUGAGGACAACAACCUCCACGAUCUCAGCAGCUCGGUCAAGAAGCUCGCGCUUACCGGCCUCCGACCUGCUGCGAAGACCAGUGUCAUCCACCCGACCUCAGCCGCGUCGCCGUCGAAAGCUCUGCAGUCGGUGCCUGAGCCGUCGCUGUCCAUCGUCCUGCGCGCUUCGCUCUACCAAGAACUUCGCGAGUUUUGUGUCAAUGCAGACGCUCACAUCACGCUUUUUCCGGACUACUUCAGCGACGACGAGAAGCUCAUGGUGCAGGACGUGGCGCAGGAGCUGCAACUGGGCUGCCAGUUCGGCGAAAAGAACAUCGCAGUGUACAAGUUGCUCGGUCACUCGGUGCAAAGCCGACUGCAGCGCUCAAGUCCGCCUCCUAGCGGCGGACACCCUAACAACAACGCGGCUGAAGAUGUGUAUGUUGACGUUCAAGAACUGGCCCAGCACGGCAAGGACGGCUUUAUUGCGAAGCUGCGACUGCGGCGUCUGAGCUCGGGAAGUGGCAUUCGACGGAAUAUGCUUUGGGACGUGGCCGAGUUGAGCUCCACGGCCGAUGGUGUCGCUGAUCCCAUGAGUGAAGGAGAAGGCGGGGUGUAUGCAGUUCAAUCUCGAUCAAGCGGUCAGAAGCUCGCGCUUUUCAAGCCUGCAGAGGAGGAGAAAUUUGUGCGUGAAGGCUUGUUUGCCGGUGAAGGGGCUAUUCGAGAAGAGGUGGCGUAUGUGCUCGAUUCGCGCAGCAAUGGCUUCAGUGGAGUGCCGCCGACAGCGGUGGCACGCUUGAAGUUGACGAACGUCGGUCGAGCCAAGCAAGGAGCUGUGCAGCGCUUCAUGGCCAGCAGCAUUGGCAGCAUGGAGAGUUUCGGUAUGCCAUUCGACCUUGAGAAAGCGCGCGAGUUUGUCCCAGUGGAGCAGGUGCACCGCAUUGCGCUGCUCGACGUGCGCGUAUUCAACACGGAUCGCCACCCGGGCAACAUUCUUCUCAUCGGCGAAAAGAAGCCGUACACCAUGGUACCCAUCGACCACGGCUGCAUUCUUCCAAGCUGGUUCCACCUGUCUGAAGCGCGUUUCGACUGGCUCGAGUACCCGCAGUGCCGCGAAGCCUUCUCGCCUGCGGCUUUGCAGUACAUCAACUCGAUGGACGCCGAGCGAGACGCCAAGAUAUUGCGUGCAUUGGGCAUUCGAGAGGAGUGCGUGACCACGCUCAAGAUCUGCACACUGUUCCUGAAGCUCGCGGCUGGACAAGGCAAGACGCUGUUCUGGAUGGGGAGCUUCAUGACGCGGGACGGGUGCUUCCAGGAGCCCUCGCGCUUGGAGGUUGCCAUCAAGAACGCGUGCGACCGUGCCGGCAUUCCUUACACGUUCAAGGCCAACGAGUUCGACGAGCAGCGCGGCGAGAUCGAGCUGGGCGUGCUUAGCCGCCGUCCGCCCAACGAGUUUUUCCUCGCGCUCGAGCACUUGCUGCUCGAGGCGAUCCACAGUGACGAGUCCUAG